GGAGACGGGCGGGUGUGAGGGAUCGGGUGCCGGGGAAACCCUCUGGGCGCGGCGGAGGGUGUGUGGGGCGUGUUGUGCUUUCAGAUUUGCUGUGAUCGCCAGUGCGAUUCAAAGCCGGGGCUGCUCCUGCCGACUCCUGACCGUUCGUGAGGGAACCGGGAAGAUGGUGAAUGUUCUGAAAGGUGUUCUGGUGGAGUGUGACCCAGCAAUGAAGCAGUUUCUGCUCUACUUGGAUGAGUCAAAUGCUUUGGGAAAGAAGUUCAUCAUACAAGACCUGGAUGAAACUCAUGUCUUUGUAUUAGCUGAGUUGGUCAACUUCCUUCAGGAGAGAGUGGGAGAGUUAAUGGACCAGAACUCGUUUCCUAUUACUCAGAAGUGAGAAAUACCAGCGAAAUGAGAUUACUGCAAGUUUUGGACCAGUGAAUUUCAAUAGUUUGCGUUGUUACUGUUUUAAUAGGUAACACUGUGGCAUGUAAGUUCUACAUAGAAGUGGAUAC
Molecule: messenger RNA, 497 nt
Organism: Ficedula albicollis (Collared flycatcher)
Lineage: Eukaryota; Metazoa; Chordata; Aves; Passeriformes; Muscicapidae
Gene: GTF2H5
Product: general transcription factor IIH subunit 5
Exons: 3
Coding region: 164-379 (71 amino acids)
Biological process (GO): nucleotide-excision repair; nucleotide-excision repair, preincision complex assembly; transcription initiation at RNA polymerase II promoter
Cellular component (GO): transcription factor TFIIH core complex; transcription factor TFIIH holo complex
Source: RefSeq, a predicted model, not a curated record